Messenger RNA from Trichoderma asperellum CBS 433.97, 1217 nucleotides. Lineage: Eukaryota; Fungi; Ascomycota; Sordariomycetes; Hypocreales; Hypocreaceae. The record is from RefSeq and is a predicted model, not a curated record.
GUUUACUAUGCUAGACUUAUAUUUAGUUAUAUAAAGCAGAAAUCAAGUCUCACGCCCUGUAUACCUUACAUCGCAGCGCCAUGGCCGUUCCCAAUACAUUCAGGGCAGCUGUAGUGCCCAGCCCAGGUAAGCAGCAUAUUAUCGUUGACCGAUCACUGCAGCCUCUCCAGUCUGGCGAAGUGGCUAUCAAGGUCACUUCGACCUCCAUCAACCCCAUAGACUGGAAAAUGCGUGACCACGAGGUCUUCAUUACAGACUACCCCGCGGUCCUGGGAUCAGAUGCCGCAGGCGAGAUUGCGGCCAUUGGACCAGACGUCUCUAACUUCAGUAUUGGAGAAAGGGUUUUCUUCCAAGGGAUAAUUGGGAACUACGAUGCGUCUACUUUCCAACAAUAUGCGAAGAUCGAUGCAGCGCUGGUGGCCAAGACCCCUGACAACAUCAGCGAUGACCAGGCUAGCGGAAUUAUGCUUGCCAGCCUAGCUGUACUCACCGCAUACUACGACAAGACAGGCCAUGGAUUGCCUGCACCGUGGGACAAGGGCGGGGAUAAAAUCGGCAAUGGUGCUGCAAUGGUCAUCAUUGGCGGCAGCUCUUCCAUGGGCCAGUAUGCGAUCCAACUGGCUCGACUGUCGGGAUUCUCCAAGAUCAUUACCAACUCGAGUCCUGCACACAAAGAGUAUCUUCAGAAGCUAGGUGCAACAGUCGUGCUCGAUCGUGAGGCCACGGCGGAUGAUUUCGCUGCCACUAUUGGAGACAAUGUACCGCUUGAUUUCAUCCUUGACACCAUCUCUGCCAAAUCUACCAGGGAGCUAUCUGUCGGCAUCGUGAAAGCAGUCAAGUCAACGAAAGCGGCAGUAACUAAGAUUGUUGUAGUUCUACCAGAAGUCUUGGAUUUUGAGAAAUUCGACGCCGAAGGCGAGUCAAAAGUAACUUUUCCUAGGAUCAUCGGCCUUGGAAGCACCCCGUCGCUUCGAUACUUAAGUGAGCCGUUCGCGAAGCAUCUUGGUGGCGAUGACGGUUACAUUGCCCGUGGCCUGUUUGAGCCUAAUCGACCAGUGAUUGUGCCAGGUGGUUUAGCUAGUGUAGAGGCCGCUUUGGCAAAGAACAAGAAGGGAGUGUCUGGCGAGAAGGUUGUUAUUAGACCUUUCGAAUAAAAAGUUACCAAAGUCUCGGUUAACUCCAUAGGGGCUGUACUAAUAUAAAAAUAGUAAUAAAAA